CAGGAAGUAGUUCCUUGUUUUUUUGCUAGUUGAAAAGACUGUGAGCAGAGGAUCAGGAAUGGCUAAAGCAGAUUUAUAUCAAGGGGGCAAGGCGUAUGGCCAAUUGAGAAAGGAACAAGAAUCUUCACUAGCUGAAUUCAACAAUACGUACCUGACCAGUGGGGACUGGGAUGAUGUCGAGAAUCUGGAAGAGAGGCUGGAGGCGUACAAGAAGCAGUUCAUGGAGUUUGAUGAGGACAAUUCUGGGGACAUUGACAUCAUGGAGCUUAAAAGAAUGAUGGAAAAGCUAGGCCAAGCCAAGACUCACCUCGAGCUCAAAAAGAUGAUUGCCGAGGUCGACAAGAAUAACUCAGGUACCAUCCACUAUAAUGAAUUUUUGGAUAUGAUGCUUGGAAAGAAAUCAUCUGUUCUCAAACUGAUUUUGAUGUUUGAAGAGAAGAAGAAAGAGAAGGAACUUCCAAAGGGUCCUCCUCCAAAGAAAACAUUUGCAGAUCUCCCAUAGACUAUAUAGAUCUGCAGCGAGGUGCUACCACUAGAACAGUUUAGAGUUGUCAGCUUUAUUACACUUAUGUUUUUGUGUAUAAACCAUUAAUUUGUACUGUUUCGUAUUACAUGUACAGGUAUGGAACUUAUGAGACUUGGGGAAUAAUUUUG
Molecule: messenger RNA, 654 nt
Organism: Halichondria panicea
Lineage: Eukaryota; Metazoa; Porifera; Demospongiae; Suberitida; Halichondriidae
Product: allograft inflammatory factor 1-like
Exons: 7
Coding region: 59-502 (147 amino acids)
Biological process (GO): actin filament bundle assembly; ruffle assembly
Cellular component (GO): ruffle membrane; actin filament
Molecular function (GO): actin filament binding; calcium ion binding
Source: RefSeq, a predicted model, not a curated record